Messenger RNA from Octodon degus (degu), 3555 nucleotides. RefSeq names its product KIAA0141 ortholog (gene Dele1). The transcript is spliced from 13 exons. NCBI's taxonomy places the organism in Eukaryota, Metazoa, Chordata, Mammalia, Rodentia, Octodontidae. Bases 698 to 2236 code for a protein of 512 amino acids. Gene Ontology annotation, molecular function: protein binding. The record is from RefSeq and is a predicted model, not a curated record.
AUUUCAUAUAUUCAAACGGGGUGAAGGUGGAACUGUUCUUUCCGCAAAAGAACACACAUGUAACACUGGCUGGGUCUGAAAGUGGGCGCUCUGAUUAACAGGAUGUGUGUGAGCUCUCUGUUAUUUCCAAAGGAGCACCUUAGGAGUCUCGACCUGUAGGUUUUCCCACUUGCCCCCAACACCGCAGACACACACAGCCCGCGAGAGACCCGGUCGGCCUGAGGUCACAGGGGAGCCCGAGCUAGAACCCAGGAGCGCAGCCCCUGCCCUGCGCAGUUCUCGUCGUCCACGAUGCGGGAAGCUCCGCUACCGGCUUCCUCCGCUCGCAGAGUCCCGGCCCCCGGCAGCUCCCCGCGUCCGCACAUCGUCCGAGCCUGCUGCCUGAGGCCGGCACUGCGCAGUCCAGCUUCGCCACCCGCGGGCGCCCUUCCAGGGCACUCGCGCCCCUGGCGGAGCGGCCUGGGCCAGUCACCCAGCCCAGGAGCCCUGCCCUUGCGGGUUUGCCUCCCAGGGAGCCCCGCGGCGCUCCCAUGCCCACUUCCUGUCGGGGCGCGCGUCCUUCCGGUAGGCUUCGUCCCCAUUGGCCGGCCGAGGGCUUGCGUGGGGCGGCCGCGCAGCACCGGGCUGUGGAAGCUCAGGCCGCUGGCCCGCGCUCCGGCUUGUCUUCCUCGCCCGGGCUCUUCAUGGUGCUGGCAGCAUGUGGCGCCUGUCGGGACUCCUGGGCCGAGCCCUUCCCCGUCUGCUGGGUCCUCAUUUCCAGGGGGUGACUCCCAAGCCCGCCAGCCCAGAUGGGUCUCAGGUGACCUUCUCCUCCUUGCUGGUCUGUGUUCCCAAAGUUCACAGGUCAGGCUCUCAUGGGCCAAGUACAAGCAGGGAUCCAAAGUCCCACGGAGGGAAGGAUGCUUUCCAGUGGAUGUCUGCUCGCAUCUCCCCGCACACCUUGUGGGAUGCUGUCUCAUGGGGCACUCUGGCCGUGCUGGCCCUGCAGGUGGCACGACAGGUCCACUUCCAGGCGUUCCUGUCCACAGGGCCUCGGCAGGCAGAACGCUGCUCUUGGCGCAGUCCCCUGGAUCGUUUCCUCUCGUCUCCCUGGUGGCACCUGCACUCCUCCCUGCGAAGGCACGUCCUCCCUGGCCCUGCUGGCCCAACCCCCAGGCACCUCGGCCUCAGGGAACCCAAGCUGGGCCCAGAGAAGCCCUCAGCUCAGCCUGGAAGCUUCUCUCGCAGCUCCUUGAGAAUAGCUGGUCCUCAGCAGCCCCUUGAAGAAGGUCUCAGUGAGUUCAGCUUUCUAGAUGCCAGCAGUAGCUUUGAGUCGGAGCCAACGCCAGCCAAGCUACAGCACCCUGAUGAAAAGAAGGAACAAGAUAAAUCAAAAGCUCUUUCCCUCGAAGAGGCUGUGACUUCCAUUCAGCAGCUUUUCCAGCUCAGUGUUUCCAUUGCUUUCAACUUCCUGGGGACAGAGAACAUGAGGAACGGGGACCACACAGCAGGCUUUUCUUACUUCCAGAAAGCUGCUGACCGUGGCUACAGCAAAGCACAGUACAACAUGGGCUUGUGUCAUGAGCAUGGCAGAGGCACCUACAGGGACCUCCACAAGGCCAUCUUUUAUUACCGGUUGGCUGCUAGCCAGGGCCACAGCCUCGCUCAGUACCGCUAUGCCAGAUGUCUACUGCAAGCCCCAGCCUCCUCGGGGGACCCUGAGCAACAGAGAGCACUGUCCAUGCUAAAGCAGGCUGCAGACUCAGGCCUGAGAGAGGCCCAGGCUUUCCUCGGGGUGCUCUUCACCAAGGAGCCACACCUGGAUGAGCAGAGCGCUGUGAAAUAUUUGUGGCUUGCAGCCAGCAGCGGGGACUCACAGAGCAGAUACCACUUGGGAAUUUGCUAUGAGAAAGGCCUUGGUGUGCAGAGGAACCUAGGAGAGGCCGUAAGGUGUUAUCAGCAGUCAGCGGCUCUGGGCAACAAGCCUGCCCAGGAGAGGCUGCAGACCCUCUUCUCCAUGGAGGCAGCAGCACUCAGGCCCAGCCACCUGGCCGUUACAGGACUGAAGUCUUUCUCCAGCCCCUCCCUCUGCAGCCUGAGCCCUCUGCUGGCUGGCGCUGCAGGCCUCCCUCAUGCGUGGAGCACUGGGAACCUCAGCCGCCUGUGCAGGAGCCCGCAUCUCGGAGCCAGCCUGGGAGCCUGCAGCAGUGCCAUUCCCUCCUUGGAAAGAAGUCUCGUAAGACUGGGCUUUGGCUAAGACCUCGCCUCAGCUCUAACAACAGAGCCUUUGCGUUCUCAGAAUAUCAUGACUUGAAUCCCAGAGAAGCCAGUUGCCAUUCACCGUCCCAAACCCAGAGAGCCAGCCCCGCACUGUAAACGGGAGCGCUGCAGACCUGGUUCUGCCAGCCGUGUCACCUGCAGCUCUGACCUGACUCACUGAUGGCAUCUCCUCAGCUGUAGACCAAGGGCAGUGGUGCGUGCCCACCUUCCUUCACAGGGCCAAUGCCGGGCCUUUCCCCUCAGGAAGGACCCCGGAGCUUGCUUAGACUCCUGCAGGCAGUGAUGUUCGCGACUGAAGGAGGACCCAGGCCUCCUGACUCCUGGCCUGGGCGUCUGUUCUGCACUUCACGCAGAACUGUCAUUAUGAUCCCACUGAUGUGAGGAAGAUGAGACUGGGCACCUGGGGUCUUGGAGCCAGAGUGUAGACUGUGAGUUUUCACUUGGGAAAGGUGAGCCAGAGGUGUCUGGACAUUUAAUAAAACAGCUCGUGGAUUAUCUCAUCACUCUUGCCCUUGAGUGUGUUGGUGAGAGCCAGGGAGACGGGGGAGGGGGUGGAAGGCGAGGCUCCAUCCUCAUCUCUGAACUCUCCAUUAACCAAUUAAAGGGUCUUAAAAGCUUCUCCAGGAGAGAGACUUAGGAAAGAAAAUGAUUUCUGAGUCAACGCUAAUGACUCCAAUUACUGAGUUUGUGAAAAGCUGUUCCCUGGCUUCUGGAUAUUAGCCCGAGUUCAUAGCAUAGAUAUGGUGGAGGGAAGGGGAAGGGAAAGACCGAGGACCAGCUCCUCCAGUGACUGCAUGUGUGAAGAGCCCACUAGCAUGGCCGGUACAGAGGAGGGAGGGUUUGUGGAAGACACUGCCCACAUUCUCUCUACUGCCAGGCCCCCCCUCAACCAGUCUUGUAACCGUGCUUUCUAUGCUUUUCUAACACCUCACUCACCUGUGGAGCCCCAGUGCCUCCCUGCCCCCUCCUGGGGUGCCCCACACACUGGCCUCACCCUUAUCACCUCCCAAGAUGGUCCUCCUUAGUAGCCGGAACCCCAUCUUUGUUCUGCAGCAACUCAGCAUCUAGCAGUGUUGUGUGCAGCGCAGGGGCUCAGUGCCAUUUUAAGCCAUGCAGUGCCCUAUUCUCUCAGCCAAAAAACAAGGCUUCUGUGGUCAGAUAAGUUUGGGAAACGCCGCACUAGACGUCCCCUUUUAUAGAUGCACCAAGCGCAUCAGCACAUUCUGGGUUCCAGGAAGUCCUGCAGUAAGAACACCGUUAACCCGGUGUGCACCUCACAGGCCGAGACAGAGCCCA